Molecule: messenger RNA, 2842 nt
Organism: Thrips palmi
Lineage: Eukaryota; Metazoa; Arthropoda; Insecta; Thysanoptera; Thripidae
Product: neurofilament heavy polypeptide-like
Exons: 6
Coding region: 72-1652 (526 amino acids)
Molecular function (GO): metal ion binding
Source: RefSeq, a predicted model, not a curated record
GAGCUCGUGAGGAUUAGAGACACGUACUUCUGUGUGUGGUCUGGUCGGGGCGUCAUCAACAUCAUCUAGUCAUGGAUUCUAAAAGUGUUCGGGAGAAGAUGCUUGAAGCUUGCUUGGCACGGAAGAAGGCAAGGGAAGCUGCUGAAUCUGCCGCAGCUGCUGUAAAUUUGAACCAACCCUCGAAAGAUCCCCCGAUUCUGCCAGAGGCUGCUGAGGCCAAGUCUAUGACUACGCCUUCGGAAGAGCCUCUUUCGACUGAGCAUUCUGGAGAGCCUACUUCAACUGAGCAAUCUGGAGAGCCUACUUUAACUGAGCAAUCUGGAGAGCCUACUUCAACUGAGCAUCCUGGAGAGCCUACUUCAACUGAGCAUUCUGGAGAGCCUCAUUUGACUCAGCCUUCUGUAGAACUUGCCAUGUCAGAGCCCAACAAGCCUACUUGGACUCAUCCGGAGCAGAAUAUUGAAAGGUCUUUGGCUCUGUCUCACGCGACAUCACGGAAAUCCUCAACCGAGCAGUUUUCAAAUGAGGUCUCUAAGCCUGCUGUGCCUCCGUCAGUUGUAUUCAACUUUUUUGGUCUUGGUUCUGGUGCCUCUUCAGACAACACUUUUAAUGCUUUGAUGCCUUUCUUGCAAGGGCUGGGAUUGCCUGUGCCACCACCCUCAACCCACACCUCAGUCCAGGCCCCAGUGCAGAAAAAGCAUUCCAAGAUUGUGGAGGUGGUUGACUCACCUGCAGCAGUGCCUACAGCAACUGUGGCUGAAACGCCUGCAGCAGCACCUACAGCAACUGUGGCUGAAACGCCUGCAGCAGCGCCUACAGCAACUGUGGCUGAAACGCCUGCAGCAGUGCCUACAUCAUCUAGUGCUGAAUCGUCAGUUGACCCUGGGUGGCAAGACGAGGCAGCGGCUGUUGUUGAUCUUACCACACCUAAGAACUCUCCAGUCCGAGCCCCUUCCCCAGACUUCAACUAUCUGAUGGAUUUUGAUGAUGAUGAAGAUACGGCCAUGGAUGAACCAGAUGAACCGGACUUCCUUCCACCAAGGGCCAUGGGGCCAAUUUUGCCUCCUACUGUGCCGCGACCCAAGAGGUCUCUGUCCUUAGCAGGAAGAGCUUCCAGUGGAACUUCCAGUAGCACUUCCAGUGGCACUUUCAGUGGCCUUUUCAGUGGCCUUUUCAGUGGCACUUCCAGUGGUACUUCCAGUGGUACUUCCAGUGGUACUUCCAGUGGUACUUCCAGUGGCACUUCUAGUGGAUACUCUUCUAAAGACCUAGGGGCUUUGCUAGCCAAAUUCCGGAGCACUACAUCUACAGCAGCACCAGGCCCAAGCUGUGCGUCUCAGGCUCAACAGGCUGCUGGCCCAAGCUGGGCAGCAGCGGUUUCACCCCCGGUUGCUGCAACUCUCUUUAAUGAACCUACUGCGGCCCCUGCUGCCCCUGCUGCUAUUCAGGAACCAGCAACUCCGCCUGCUGAUCCCGACCUCCCCCCUGGCUACAGUUGUCCGGUAUGCUUGUCAAGCAGGUUUGAGGUGAUUCUCCGCUGCAAACACAUGUUUUGCUUGGCAUGUGUCAGAAGGAUGAUGCAAACUCGUCCCUCCAAGUGCGCUGUGUGUCAGCGCAACUUUAGAAAAUAUGACAAAGUCUUCACCGGCUAGGAGGUUCCUAAUAUAACUUGCUUAUAUCUUUGAUCAGGGAUGUGCAGUUAGGGUGUUAGGGUGGCUAGGGGCCUUUUCUGGUUUAAAAUCUCAUCUUUGGCAGCCUAAUCUAAAUUAAUCUCUUCCAAAUUACUUCAAAGCAGCACUUUUUAGGGAACCCUAUGCAGUCAGUUUAGUUGCAGGCUGUCACCUUGAUAGUCUGCAAGUGAACUGGCUGAUUUUUUUAAAAUAUUUUUUUUUUAAGUCUUUAACUCUUGAACUACUUACGAUCACGAACUGCUGUUAAAUUUCAAAGUCCUGCUCGCUAACCUUAGGGUGGGGGGUCCAUAAGUGAAGGUGAUUCACUUCCCCUAGAGCAGGCAUUCGGGCUCUUGCUCCGGGGUGGGGCCUGGAGGAAGCCAAGGGUUAACACCCCUUGGUGAUCUGUUACCCUACCAGUGGCCUCCAGGCGCCUCACACUAACGCCACCCAGAGUCGAUGGAGAAGAGUAACCAUUCAAUAGUCAAACCCCUAGCCAAACAAUUUAAGUCUCCGGACACGUUAGUUUUCUUCUUCCUAACUGUACAUCUCUGUAUCUAUUUUCUUACCUUCUUUUCGUUUCUUUCACUCUUUGUUUUUUAAAGGGUGCGAGUGAUUUUGUGACAUGUAUUCUGAAAAAUUUAGCUUGAUGAUUUUGAUCUCUCUGUUGAGUUCUAAGUAUUCUUUAUUCUGACUUGUAGCCCUAAGUGAUGGCUUCCACUUGUUCCAAUAGUUGCGAGUGUUUUCUUUUAACCUGUAUUCUGAUAUCUUUAGCUUGAUGAUUUUGAUCUCUCUGUUGAGUUUUAAGUAUUGUUUAUCCAGACUUGUAGCCCUAAGUGAUGGCUUGCAAUUUUCCCAAUAGUUGCGAGUGAUUUUGUGACCUGUAUUCUGAAAAAUUUAGCUUGAUGAUUUUGAUCUCUCUGUUGAGUUUUAAGUAUUGUUUAUCCAGACUUGUAGCCCUAAGUGAUGGCUUGCAAUUUUUCCAAUAGUUGCGAGUGAUUUUGUGACCUGUAUUCUGAAAAAUUUAGCUUGAUGAUUUUGAUCUCUCUGUUGAGUUUUAAGUAUUGUUGGCUGAGCGAUAGCGAAGCCCUUGCCGUGUUUGGGCGCUCCAAAAAGUGACUGGUCGUGAGUCUGUCUGUCCGUCUCUCUGUCUGUAUGUAAUCACUCACGUU